Molecule: messenger RNA, 648 nt
Organism: Aureococcus anophagefferens
Lineage: Eukaryota; Pelagophyceae; Pelagomonadales; Pelagomonadaceae
Exons: 1
Coding region: 1-648 (215 amino acids)
Cellular component (GO): cytosol
Molecular function (GO): oxidoreductase activity; FMN binding
Source: RefSeq, a predicted model, not a curated record
AUGCGCCCGCUGCGGGUCGCGCUGCUCCUCGGCAGCACCCGCGACGGUCCGCCGCGGCCGUUGCUCGGCCGAAGAGUUGGCAAGUACGUCGAGGAGGCCAUCGCGCGCAAGGGCCACGCCGUCGACGUCGUCGAUCCCGCGGUCGUGGAUCUGCCGCUCACGCCCUUCCAGCCACACUUCACCUACAGGGACCCGCCCGCGCCGCUCCAGGCGCUCGCGGAGACCUUCGCGGCCUGCGACGCGCUGGUGGCUUGCACGCCCGAGUACAAUCACGCGCCGUCGCCGGCGCUGCUCCACGUGCUCAACCACUUCGGCUCGUCGCUCUUCUCCUUCAAGCCGUCGCUCAUCGUGUCCUACUCGGCGGGCCAGUGGGGCGGCGUUCGCGCCGCCAACGCGCUUCGGCCGAUCCUCUCGGAGCUCGGCGCGCUGCCAGUUUCCGCGAUGAUCCACGUGCCCAAGGCGGGCGAGGCCUUCGACGAGGACGGCGCUCCGCGCGAGGACGCGGACCGCUGGGCCCAGUAUGCGGACCGCGGCGUCGCGCAGCUCGAGUGGUGGGCGACCGCGGCGCGAGAGCACCGGUCGAAGGUCGACCCGACGACGGGCUCGCCCGCGUUCACCGCGUCGCCGUCGCAGCGGAACGCCCCCUAA